Messenger RNA from Coregonus sp. 'balchen', 3885 nucleotides. The record is from the annotation of a GenBank genome assembly. Lineage: Eukaryota; Metazoa; Chordata; Actinopteri; Salmoniformes; Salmonidae.
CGUUGAUCACAUGAUAUGGGCGGAAUCUGACUCCGGUCCACGCUGAAUCUCCCGCGAACGCAGCCAUUUACUCUUUUCCUCUUCGUUUCAACGCCGGGUGAGUCUGAACAUUUUUCCUGAUGUGAUGCUAGUUUAAAUUCAAUUUCUAAUCAUUGUGGAUCAAAAUUGGGACAGUCAGAGACAGUAAAGUACGUUCUUGGUGUAUUUAUACCUUCAGUUUAGUAAUUAUUUUGACAAUAAGCGAAGUUAUUAGACAGUUUUAUUGAUUUCCAAGACCAUGCUAGCUAGCACGUUAGCUUUGUGAUAAGAUUCGCUCUAUUAGCGAAAUGCUAGCUAGCUAACGUUAGAUGGCAACUUUAAUUUAUUGUUCCGUUUCUAGAUGUGAUUGAGGAUGUUUAGUUAUAGAUUGUUAUUGCCCAUACACAUAUCAGAUUCUAGCAGAUUUAGCAGGGUUAGUUUGUUACAUAACCAUUACUUAGGCUGUUAACUAACCAGGGAACAGAUUGUGCUACACAGACAUUGUUCCAGCCGAAACUAGAAAAGUGCGGCAGCCUGCUGAAUGGCGCACUCAUCAAAUGCUAACUAGCUUGGCGCUAGUUAGCUAUCCUCUGCGUUUAGACUGCAAGCUGUGCUAGCUAGCUAACGCGUGACAUCAAAUCAAAUAAACUGAUUUAAUACUAUAUUUAGAAGGCAUAACUACAGGGCUGAAUUUAGGUUAUCGGUCGGAUAUGUUACACGUUUUAAUAUCCUGAUUUGUCAGAUGUCCGGAAAUAUGCAAUGGUUUAGGAAUAAGUUGCUAGUAAAAAAAAAAAAGCGCAGCUAGUUACCCAGGUUGCUUGUUGGUUAGCUUGGACGCGUGCAGCUAUGUCGAAAGGUUGUUUGGUUGUUGUAGUUCAGUGGUUCCCAAACUGUGGGGCAGGGGUCCUUUUAUUUUAUACAAAGGAACUCAGUCCGUGUUUAAACUUACUUUUGAAUGUUGUAAUAGUAGAAUGUACAAGGUGCAAUUUCUAAAUUGGGUAGUGCAUCAUCAGUUCCUCUUGUCAUGUUAGUCAUUGCACACCUUAGAGGGUUAUUUAUAACUUGUCAGAAAUGUCCAGAUCAGCUAGCCCAUGUCAGUUAAUGUUUCUUUAUUUAGGUUUUUUAGCCCAUGGAUAUUGUUGUAAUUUGUGUCACUCAAUAUCACCUGAAUGCACAUUCAACAUGGCAAAAUGUAUAGAAUUGUAAGAAAAUUAGCUUUAAAACUGCAACAUUUUCUUUGCGCCCCAUGAGAAAAUGUGUAGAAUUGCAGGAAACAAGAUUUAAAACUGCAACAUUUUCUCCACCAACAAGAACAGUUUGUGUCAUGAACAGUGCUUGUGCCCAUAGAAAUAGACAUGGCGCUUGCGCACAGGAUGUUACCGAGUGGAAAAGGUUUGGGGACCCCUGUUGUAGUUUAGCAAUCUCAUCAUUAACCACUACUAGUUAGUUAGUUGAUCCAGCUAACCAGGGUAGCCAGCUAAUUUAGCUAGCUAACAUACCGCCCUGUCUGUGCUUUAGGAGAACAUAAAAAACCACAACACAUUCAACAAUGGCAGAAGGCGAGCCGCAGGUCCAGUUCAAGGUGAGGAUUUUUCCUUCUAUCUCACACAUUUACUGUUUAUUUGGUUUUGGAACCUGAAGCAGGAUUAUGUUGAGUUAGGUCAUGACUAGCGAGCUGCUGUGUUCCAACUCCUAACCCUCUUACCAUCUCAGCUUGUGUUGGUUGGCGAUGGAGGAACGGGAAAGACCACUUUUCGUCAAAAGACAUUUGACGGGAGAGUUUGAGAAGAAAUAUGUUGGUAAGUCACUCUCCAUCUGCAUGUAAUUACUUAUACCAACACAGCCAAUUUACAGUGAGAACCCCCAACACUACCACAUGUUAGGCCUCUGCACUCAGCCUGUAGUGGUAGAAUGGUUUAUCAGAGUUGUAGUCAUUGGGAGGGAGCUGUGUCACACUGCAGAGGCCUCCAAAAGGAGCGAGGGGAUACAUGGAGGCACCAGGUAACAAUGUGCAGCAAGGGUGAGACUGAAUGAAUCAAAGAGCCACCAUUCAAGCACCUACCUUGUAAACAUCUCUAGUGUUUCUAAACCGGCUCUUUCUCUUCUCACCCCCCCCUUAUUUCUUGCUACCUCUCCCCGCCUCCCUCUCAUCUCUCCCUUCUUUCGCCUGUCCUGCUGGGUUUCCGUUCUUCUCCCCCCUUUCUCUUCUUCCAGCCACACUGGGAGUGGAGGUGCACCCGCUGGUUUUCCACACCAACAGAGGGGCCAUCAAAUACAAUGUGUGGGACACAGCCGGGCAGGAGAAGUUUGGAGGGCUCCGAGAUGGCUACUACAUCCAAGGUAUGGUAUAAAAGUGCUUAUUAGCUUGGCCUGGAAGUUUUGCUGACCAGGAGGAAGAAUUCUGGGUCCUAGUUACUAAAAAGAACUCCCUGCUCUACUGACAUACUUGCCUACAGAGCGUUGUAUGGAAGGUCACUGGCCAGUUCUUAUAACCGAGGGCCAAAGUUCAGCACCGAUUUUUAACCUUACCCUGAAGGGUAAGGUUAAAGUCCAUGAAGAAGUUGGCACCCCCAGGGCCAGGAACUGUCUAGUAGAGAAUGACAAUAGCUAUUCUAACAUGGGUAAACCCCCCCCCCCCCCCCCCCCCCCUGUGUUGAGUAGAUUCAUGUUGUGACUCUCCCUCUCUAUUUCCUUCUCUUGCUUUCUUUGCCUCUUCACUCUGAAUCACCCUCUGUACUUUUUCUCUGCUCCCUCUUUCCUCUCCACUCUCCUCCUUUGUAUUCCCUCGCCUUCCGCUCUCCAGCCCAGUGCGCGAUCAUCAUGUUUGACGUCACGUCCCGAGUCACCUACAAGAACGUACCCAACUGGCAUCGUGAUCUGGUGCGAGUCUGUGAGAACAUUCCCAUAGUCCUCUGCGGCAACAAGGUGGACAUCAAAGACAGGAAAGUCAAAGCCAAGAGCAUCGUAUUCCAUCGCAAGAAGAACCUCCAGGUAAUUAUUACACACUUUAAUAUAGUUUACUAUUGGUGUUGUAUAGUAGUGUAUUUGGGUUUCUGUGCAAACUGAGACUGGCCCUGAUGAAAUAAUGGGUAAAUAAUCAUUUUAGACCUUGUGCCCCACAGCAAGGUGAUGAUGAUGAUGAUAAUGAUAACCCUCUUUUCUCCUUCUCUCACAGUACUACGACAUCUCUGCCAAGAGUAAUUACAACUUUGAGAAGCCCUUCCUGUGGCUAGCACGGAAGCUGAUUGGAGACCCCAACCUGGAGUUCGUGGCCAUGCCCGCUCUCGCCCCCCCCGAGAUUCUCAUGGACCCCUCCCUCGCUGCGCAGUACGAGCACGACCUCAAAGUGAGUAGAACCCCACAGUGGCCCAGCACGGGUAGAUGGACUGCAUAGAGACGAAACGGUCAAACGUUGUCCGAUUUUAAAUUGGAUAGGAAUGAUCUUAUCAAUGUCUUACCAUAUGAAAUAGGAUCAGAAUGGCUAGAUGAUAACAUUCAUCAAUGUCUUCAUUUAUGUUUCUGAUUGUAAAUGGUAUAUCGUCAUAACCCUAACCGUUAUUCACUUUCUCCCCCCUCUCCAGGUUGCAUCAGAAACAGCGCUCCCAGAUGAAGAUGAUGACCUUUAACCUGUUAUGUAUGUAUGUAUGACCCCACCCCCGUGUCGCAGGAAGUUGUUGGAUUUUGGCCCCUUUAAUGUAAAAUCCCGUUGCUGAUUUAUUUUUAUUUUUGAACUCUCCGUUUCGUUUCUGUUUUCAAACUGAAAAAAGUGGAAACUUGGUCAAGUCAUGUGGUUCUCUAGUUUCAUUGUAAGACACCCACCCUAGUGUUGGCAUGGCAAUGUGCUACUCACCAUCAUCAAGCACCACC